Molecule: messenger RNA, 441 nt
Organism: Neoarius graeffei (lesser salmon catfish)
Lineage: Eukaryota; Metazoa; Chordata; Actinopteri; Siluriformes; Ariidae
Gene: tshba
Product: thyroid stimulating hormone subunit beta a
Exons: 2
Coding region: 7-441 (144 amino acids)
Biological process (GO): G protein-coupled receptor signaling pathway
Cellular component (GO): cytoplasm; extracellular region
Molecular function (GO): hormone activity
Source: RefSeq, a predicted model, not a curated record
AGAGAAAUGAUGGUUGCUCCUCUGUUAGUGGCUGGUAUCCUAGGCCUUCUUGUUGGAACAGCUAAACCUAUGUGUGUCCCGACAGAAUACACGCUCUAUCUUGAGAAGCAAGAGUGUGACUUCUGUGUGGCCAUCAACACUACAAUAUGCAUGGGCUUCUGUUUUUCAAGGGAUAGUAACAUGAAAGAAUUGGUGGGACCUCGUUUUCUAAUCCAGAGGAGCUGUACCUAUCAGGAUGUGGAGUAUCGUACAGCAGUUUUGCCUGGUUGUGCCACUCAUGCUGAUUCUCACUUCACCUACCCAAUCGCUCUCAGCUGCCACUGCAGCAUGUGUAACACACGCAGUGAUGAAUGUGCCCACAAAACCAGACUCAGUGCAGCCAAGUGCUCCAAACCAGUCCGACGUUUGUACCCCUAUCCUGGGCAGAGUGAUGACAUCUAA